This is a messenger RNA of Fonticula alba, 1579 nucleotides long. RefSeq lists its product as hypothetical. Gene Ontology annotation, molecular function: translation initiation factor activity. Lineage: Eukaryota; Rotosphaerida; Fonticulaceae. The coding region runs from base 116 to 1579 and encodes 487 amino acids. Gene Ontology annotation, cellular component: eukaryotic translation initiation factor 3 complex; nucleus; cytoplasm. The record is from RefSeq and is a predicted model, not a curated record. The transcript is spliced from 6 exons. Gene Ontology annotation, biological process: translational initiation.
AUGGACACGCCCGUAGCUCGCCCCCGGCAUCCUGGACAAGCUGUUCGACUUCGCCCGCUUCCUCUACGACCUCGGUGUCUACGAGAAGGCCGCCCAGCUCCUGCCCUACAUCCGUAUGCUUGCCACCGACCCCGCCAAGUCCCUGGCCGCCGCCUGGGGCCACCUCGCCUGCUGCAUCCUCACCAACAAGUGGGACUCCGCCAAGGAGAUCAUUCUGUCCCUGCGCGAUGAGCUGUCCACCAAGAAGCUUGAGUUUGAUCUCACCCAGGUCCUGUGCCAGUUCCUGGACCCGCACCUGGCUCUGCGCCUCAUCGAGUUCGCUGAGAAGCGCCAGGUCUACAACGAGAAGGACAUCCUCCAGGCCAAGUUCGACAUCGUCAAGAAGACCACCAUCCCCGACCUGAUCAGCCAGGUGUUCUCGGAGCUGUACCCCGGUCAGCCCCUCCCGGCCGAGUACGAUGUUGACCUCGAGGAGAAGCGCGACCUCCUGCUCGAGGAGUACCAGGAGUCCUGUGGCGAGAUCAUGCCCAUCCUCCAGGAUGGUGAGCUCGUCGAGACCCUCCGCCAGGAUGGCACCUUCACCCUGGCCUUCCUGAUCAGCGAGUACAAGGAGUUCCUCAACGAGUACUCCCUGGUCAAGCAGCGCGCGUGGCUCCUCCACUGGUCGCUGUUUGUCUUCUUCAACGCCCCGAAGACCAGCCCGACUGCCUCUGCCGCCGCGGACGAGGCGUCCGAUGAGGACGCCGACGACGCCGACGACACCCCCAUCGAGACCGUCAUCGAUGACACGCUGAUCGACCUGUUCUCCACCUCCGAGGUCUUCCGCCAGGCGCUGCAGCUGCACGCGCCGCACCUGCUCCGGUACCUGGCCGUGGUGGUGGUCAUCUUCCACCGCCGCCGCCUGACCCUGCUGAACCUCAUGUCCAUGUUCAACCAGGAGGCCCACAUCUAUGCCGACCCGAUCCUGGAGCUGAUCAGCUGCGUCUACCGCAAGUUCGACUUCGACAGCGCUCGCGGCAAGAUCCUCGAGUGCAAGGCCGUCUUCGAGAAUGACUACUUCCUGAACCCCUACUGGGACCAGUUCUUCGAGGCCGCGCGCCUCUUCAUCUUCGAGACCUACUCCCAGAUCCACAAGCGCAUCGACAACAAGAUGCUGGCCGAGUACCUGCAUCUGGACAUGGAGGCCGCCGAGCGCUGGAUCGUCAACAUGAUCCGCAACGCCUCGCUCGAUGCCAAGAUCGACUCCACCAACAACGUCGUCAUCAUGGGCCAGAGCCAGCGCAACCCCAACGCCCAGGUGAUCGAGAUCACCCGCGGCCAGGAGAUCAAGAACCAGGGCCUGCUGCAGCGCAUCAACGAGCUGGAGUCCUCGCAGAACAGCACGACCUCCGGCGCGGCGGGUGCCCGCGGCGGCGCUGCCGGCGGCAAGCCCGGCAACAAGUCCGGCCCCAAGUCCGGCGGCCUCGGCAGUGGCGGGGCUCGCGGUGGUGCCGGCAAGGAGGGCGGGCACACCGCCGGUGGUGCUCGUGGCAGCGCCAUCUCCUCGGGUGCCCGCCGCCAGCCGGCCACCGCCCACUGA